Messenger RNA from Liolophura sinensis, 919 nucleotides. RefSeq lists its product as uncharacterized. Lineage: Eukaryota; Metazoa; Mollusca; Polyplacophora; Chitonida; Chitonidae. The transcript has 6 exons. The record is from RefSeq and is a predicted model, not a curated record. Gene Ontology annotation, molecular function: calcium ion binding. Gene Ontology annotation, cellular component: myosin II complex. The coding region runs from base 125 to 682 and encodes 185 amino acids.
UGUAAGUGGCCUACGAACAAAGCUGAGAAUGUAGGUCGUAGCAACAGUCGAAUGCGUCCAUUGUGUGCAGUUUUGGAGAAACUCAAACUAGACCGACAUUGAAUAGACUUUUAACCAAUCUCACAUGCCUACUGACGCAAGGGGACUGCAUGUACAUACCUUCCCAGGAAAUGUGACCAUAAAGUCUCUGGAACUGUUCAUAAUGGCGACAUCUAAUGGAGAGCAAGAAGAUAUAAUUGAGGAAAUACUACGUCAAGCUCACCUAACAGAUGACGUUAUCCAAGAACUGUUGGAAGUGUAUGGUAAAUUCGACAAAGACGGAGAUGGCCUGGUGAAUCAUACAGAUAUGAAGGAGGUACUGGAGUCAUUUGGAGAAUCCCCGACUGAAGACAGAAUCAGAGAUCUCUUUGAAGAUGCCGACAGAAAUAAGGAUGGCAUGAUAGAUUUCGGAGAGUUCGUGGUGGCGUCAAUUCGGGGUCCAUGGGGCGUCGACGAGGAUUCGGGUCUUUUAGGGGCCAUGACACGGGUCAAUCAGCGACAUCAAGGGAAGGUAACUCUGGAGGACUUGUGCAGAACGUUAUUCCAUGCCGGCGAGAGAUUGGCGGCUCAGCAUGGUCUGCUGUCACCCCAGUCCAGCGUUGAAGCUGACGAAAACGACGGUCAAGAGAUGACAUCGUUGUGAACAUGACUUCCUGUUAGGCCAUUCUGCCAGGAAAAUGACAUCUCUGAUCUCGACCAUUGCUUGACACAGGCGGGGUUAUUUAAACGCCCCACUCUUUACGAAAAGGACGUCACAUUGGUGGUGUCGGAACAAAAAAACGAUUCACAUUGUGUCCAGAUUUCUUGGAUCAUUUUAUUCAUUUAUCAUUUCACGACAGUCGGAGUGUUUGUUCUAUGUCUUAAAUUUAUAUUUGCCUUC